Molecule: messenger RNA, 1308 nt
Organism: Pseudocercospora fijiensis CIRAD86
Lineage: Eukaryota; Fungi; Ascomycota; Dothideomycetes; Mycosphaerellales; Mycosphaerellaceae
Exons: 4
Molecular function (GO): protein binding
Source: RefSeq, a predicted model, not a curated record
CCAUUGCUGCAAUUGCCGACUGAACUCAUCCAACACAUCCUUACAUUUCUGGACGCUCACCAUCUUGCAUGCAUUGCUCCAGUAUGCCGUCGCCUUCGCGACAUAAGCUAUCAUGACACAAUAUGGCAGCCGAUUGUAAACGACUUCAUUCCCAAUGCCAUCUCAGAACCGUCUCCAGCCAAAUCAUUUCGGGAGUUGUACAUCGGCCACCAUCCACAUUGGUUUCUCACAAAGCAAUACAUCUGGUUUGGUGAUACCGAACCCAUGGGCAAACUGCUUCUGGCUAGAUUUGAUCAGAAGACCGGAGCCAUCACCGCACACUCAAUAGCAGCCACCAGAGGUCCUCACACCCUUUCAUUCUGGGAGAAGGACUCAGAAGUCAUCAUUCACAGCUUCGAGCCAAGAGUAACGCUGGACCUUCACAAACCCGCCAUGAGACUGCAUCUCAACAGUUGGCAAAACCAGGACUCUAGCCAUGGCAAUCCAUCCGAUCGCGCCUAUGCCCCACGCUCCACCUACAGCAAAGAGACUAACGAUCGCUACUCUUCUGCUGGCCAUCGUCCUUCAACGUUGGACGAAGUCAGUCAGAACAACUUCCGCAUCCGAAAGUGGGUCGAGUAUACAGGACGGAGAACCAUUCCAAGCUGGAUCACAAUCAGCUCUGGCAGCAAAGACAUCACGACCUAUGCAUCGAUGCCUGCCUCAUGCUACACACCUACACCACAAAAGCCAUGGCAAGGCAUUUGGUGUGGAGACUACAGCGGCCAUGGCUGCGAAUUUCUCGUCAUCACUCAGCCCGAUCCAGACCAAGAAAGCCCUUUGCCAUCAAGAAUGGAUUGGCUACGAGAAUGGUUCCGCGGUGGCCGCAGAGGCAGCGUGGGCAGCAACCAGAGUUUUGUCACUGCCAUGGAAGAACUUCUCGACUUGCCAGAAGGAACCCUCACCGAAGCCGGCACAGAUGUAGGCUACGACUCACCUCCGGCAAGCCCCAGCUCUGCAAUGCACGAUAUCGAAGAUCCACCCACAGGACGCAUCGAAGCCAUCAAAUUGACCGGUGACCCGAACAUCCCUCGAGGAGAGUACACAUUCAUAGCUCCGGAUAUUGGACGCGGGGGUUUCAUUCGAAUUGCCGAUGAGGAGAUGUUUCAAGGUGCUAGGGUGGUGAGGAGCGCGGGACAUAUGGCUGGAAGAGGAUUCCAACGAGAUCAGUACACUCCAUCGCAACUGAUCAUGAUAUCUCACGACCGCCUCGCACAAUUCUGGGAAGGUUUCGGUCAUAUCUCAUAUUACCAGCGGGUGGACCUCGAU